Messenger RNA from Eucalyptus grandis, 2045 nucleotides. RefSeq lists its product as uncharacterized. NCBI's taxonomy places the organism in Eukaryota, Viridiplantae, Streptophyta, Magnoliopsida, Myrtales, Myrtaceae. The record is from RefSeq and is a predicted model, not a curated record. The transcript has 7 exons. Bases 512 to 2023 code for a protein of 503 amino acids.
CAAACCCUUUUCCCAUCCCUACCCCUGCGAUCCUCCACGCCAUUUAAAGCUUCGUAAAGUUUUCUUCCACUCCCCUGCCCGUAUUGAAAACCGGAAACACCACCCCCUCUCUCCCUCUCCCUCUCUCUCUCUCUCUCUCUCGAAUUUUUCUGCUUAUUUUUUUUGUUAAUCUUGCACGUCUUGGCAUGAUUUCAUCAGUACCCAGAUUUAUUUAUCUCGCCACGCCCACAUGGGCAGAGCUUUGAGAAGCCCGGACUCAGAUUUUCUAUUCUAUCCCUGUCCCUCGUUCCUCGUCGGCUUUUUGGGAAUUUAAUAAGCGCGGAAUCAGCAGCUCCUCCUCUCCUGCCUGGAGGUUCGAGGUGUGCCAGGCGUUAAAAACCCGAGGCGGAAUUGGAAUAGAAGCAGCCCCCGAAGACAGAGAGAGAAAAGGCCUUGGAAAUGGCGAUGCAGAGAGAGAGGGAGAAAGAGAGCGGGAGAGGGGCUUGAAUCGAAGUUCCUUAGAAGGGUCGCGAUGUGUUGGGUGAAUAUGGUGGGGGGCGUGCAAUCUCUCGGCGGCAGCGGAAAUCAGGACGGGCGCAAGAGGACAAGGCCAAUGUUGCUGCGCACAGACGAGCGCGACCGGGUGUGGACGAAGAGAGAAACGACAGGACCCCCGGCAGGAAGCUUCUCAGAGGCCGUCAUGGAUUGUAGCACGAGUGGCUCUUCUUGUAGCUGUUGUCGUUGGCGUUCCUCCUCCUCCUCCUCCUCCAAGAUCUCCCUCUCGCCGUCCUCAAUCAUUCCCAUUUUUGUGCUCUUCCUCCUCGUCCCUUCUCCCUUCUUUUGUCACGCUCGUUCGUUGGAAACCGCCGCCGCCUUCCGCACCGCGAACCGGACCAACCGGACUAACCGGACUUUCCGGCCCGGGGACGAGCUGCAGAAGCUGAAGAUGAUAAGGGCUCGUCUCAGGGACAUCAACAAGCCUCCCAUCAAAACAAUUCAGAGUCCUGAUGGAGAUAUAAUAGACUGUGUUCUAUCUCACCGGCAACCAGCCUUUGAUCAUCCUCUAUUGAAGGGACAAAAGCCAUUGGAUCCACCGGAGAGGCCGAACGGGCAUCAUUCAACCGCCGCAGCCGCUGAGACGUUCCAGCUAUGGAGCAUGUCGGGCGAGGCAUGCCCGGAAGGGACGGUGCCAAUACGGAGGACAAGCGAAGCAGACGUGUCGAGGGCUUCUUCAGUUCAGAGUUUUGGGAUGAAAAUGAGAAGACAUGUCAGGAGAGACACUUCAAGCACUGGACAUGAGCAUGCGGUAGGGUAUGUGAGUGGAGAUCAAUACUAUGGAGCCAAAGCAAGCAUAAGUGUGUGGGCGCCAAAAGUGGCUAAUCAAUAUGAAUUCAGCCUCUCCCAGUUGUGGGUCAUCUCUGGCUCUUUUGGCGAUGACCUUAACACCAUUGAAGCUGGCUGGCAGAUUAGUCCAGAAUUGUAUGGGGACAGCUAUCCGAGGUUCUUCACUUAUUGGACAACGGAUGCCUACCAAGCAACGGGGUGUUACAACUUGUUGUGCUCAGGAUUUGUCCAGACCAACACUAGGAUUGCAAUUGGGGCGGCAAUUUCUCCCACAUCCUCCUACAAUGGUGGUCAAUUUGACAUAAGCUUGAUGGUUUGGAAGGAUCCAAAGCACGGGAAUUGGUGGCUCGAAUUCGGUUCAGGCGUCCUGGUCGGGUACUGGCCAUCGGUCCUGUUCACCCACCUCAGGGACCACGCAAGCAUGGUACAGUUCGGCGGGGAGAUCGUGAACUCGAGGCCCUCAGGCUUCCACACGAGCACCCAGAUGGGGAGCGGGCAUUUUGCCGGCGAAGGGUUCGGAAAAGCCUCCUAUUUUCGGAAUUUGCAAGUAGUGGAUUGGGACAACAACCUCAUUCCUUUGCAAAACCUCCGGGUCUUAGCGGAUCACCCGAAUUGCUACGACAUACAAGGAGGGAUUAAUAGAGUUUGGGGGAACUAUUUCUACUAUGGAGGACCAGGAAGGAAUGUGAGGUGUCCCUAAAAAGUUGGGGUUGUAGGUAAAA